AUGAUGGGAGUAACAUUAAAAUCGGUACUUGUAUCGGCUUUAGUAGGUUUGACUUCUAUUGUCAAAGCUGCAGACUUGCCAGCUAUUGAAGUCGUUGGUAAUAAGUUUUUCUACUCAAAUAACGGUUCUCAAUUUUAUAUCAAGGGUAUUGCUUAUCAGCAAAAUCCGGAAAAUUCAACAGGUACAUUUGUUGAUCCUUUAGCUAAUGCCGAGACUUGUAAAAGAGAUAUUGCUUAUUUGUCGGCUAUUGAUACCAAUGUCAUCAGAGUUUAUGCGUUAGAUGUCAAUGAGGAUCAUACCGAGUGUAUGCAAGCUUUAGCAGACGCUGGCAUAUAUAUCAUUGCUGAUUUAUCUCAGCCAGAUGAAUCAAUCAAUAGAAAAGAUCCACAGUGGACAUUGGACUUGUUCCAAAGAUACACAGAUGUUGUUGACAAAUUUCACAAUUAUACUAAUGUCUUGGGUUUUUUUGCUGGUAAUGAAGUAACCAAUGAUGAUACAAAUACUGCUGCUUCUGCUUAUGUCAAGGCUGCUAUAAGAGAUACCAAGGCUUACAUCAAGGCUAAAAACUACCGGUCUAUCCCAGUUGGCUAUUCCUCAAAUGACGAUGAUAUUAUUAGAGUAGCAUUAGCCGAUUAUUUCGCUUGUGGCAACCAAGACGAAAGAGCUGAUUUCUUUGGUAUCAACAUGUAUGAAUGGUGUGGUACACAAACCUAUCAAUCGUCAGGUUACCAAAAUGCAACAGAAGACUACAAGAACUUGGGUAUUCCAAUUUUUUUCUCGGAAUAUGGCUGUAAUCAGGUCCAACCUAGAAGAUUCGAAGAAGUUUCAACUUUAUUCGGUAGUCAGAUGACUGAUGUUUGGUCGGGUGGUAUUGUUUACAUGUAUUUUGAAGAAGAAAACAAUUAUGGUUUGGUUUCUGUUGAUUCAAAUGGUAAAGUUUCAACUUUGGAUGAUUACAAUUACUAUAAAUCGGAGAUCAAAAAAAUUAGCCCAUCUUCAGCUUCAAUCAAUUCCCAAAAUGCAACUGGCGCUUCAUCGCCUACUUCAUGCCCUACUGCAACUGACGUAUGGGCUGCUUCAACUGAAUUACCUCCAACUCCUGAUAAGGAUAUUUGCGACUGUAUGCAGUCAUCGUUGAAAUGUGUAGUUAAAGAUUCCGUUGACGAUGAAGACUACGCUGACUUGUACGACUAUGUAUGUGCAAAGGUUGAUUGUUCAGGAAUCUCAUCAAAUGGUACAACUGGUAAAUAUGGUGCAUAUUCUCCAUGCUCACCAAAGGAGAAAUUGUCAUUUGUCUUUAACUUGUACUAUUUGGAUCAAGGCGAAAGCUCGUCAGCUUGUGAUUUCAGUGGCUCGGCAUCUUUAAAGAGUGCUUCGACAGCUUCUUCGUGCUCAGCUUAUUUAAGUUCAGCUGGUGUUUCGGGAUUAGGUUCAAUACAAGGCAGUGUGAGAACAGAUACUUCUGAAGCUACAGGUAGUAAUGGUAAAUCUGGCAGUUCUAGCGGUUCCUCAUCAACCAGUAGUGGUUCCUCAUCUUCGUCAAGUGGGUCAUCGGAUAAGAAAUCAGCCGCUUCUAGUGUAACUUUAACUGCAUUCACUAAAGCUGGUGUAAUCGGACUUUCGAUGAUUGUUGGUUUUGGUAUGAUUAUGAUAUAG
Lodderomyces oxycetoniae is the source of this 1656-nucleotide messenger RNA. RefSeq names its product 1,3-beta-glucanosyltransferase (gene PHR2). Bases 1 to 1656 code for a protein of 551 amino acids. Gene Ontology annotation, molecular function: 1,3-beta-glucanosyltransferase activity. Gene Ontology annotation, biological process: fungal-type cell wall organization; fungal-type cell wall (1->3)-beta-D-glucan biosynthetic process. NCBI's taxonomy places the organism in Eukaryota, Fungi, Ascomycota, Pichiomycetes, Serinales, Debaryomycetaceae. Gene Ontology annotation, cellular component: plasma membrane. The transcript has a single exon. The record is from RefSeq and is a predicted model, not a curated record.